AUGCAAUUUAGUUUUCGUACAUCUACCUCUCACACCUACCUCUCAACCUACCGUGAUUCCUCAAGGAAUACCAGCGAUGUUGAUCUUAUACCAACCGUUCAACCUGCGUUCAAGGAUCGUACCGACAUGGAUUUGCUCGAGAUCCUCAGACCCAACCUUAGUAAAGAGCUUCCAAUCCUGGAAAUCGAGUCUGUAGAAAUGACUUGCGUCUAUGAGCUGCGUGAAGUUCUCAAACGGCAUGCGAAAGAUAACUUCAAGAUGAGCGACGCGGGUGAAUCGAUUGAGGAUCGAGACGAGGUCGAAGAAGGUGCGGUCUUGGUUAGAUUUUGGGGUAUCGUAGGCGUAAUCGGGAAGAGUUACUGA
Molecule: messenger RNA, 363 nt
Organism: Sclerotinia sclerotiorum 1980 UF-70
Lineage: Eukaryota; Fungi; Ascomycota; Leotiomycetes; Helotiales; Sclerotiniaceae
Exons: 1
Coding region: 1-363 (120 amino acids)
Source: RefSeq, a predicted model, not a curated record